This is a messenger RNA of Trichoplax adhaerens, 522 nucleotides long. RefSeq lists its product as uncharacterized. The record is from RefSeq and is a predicted model, not a curated record. The coding region runs from base 1 to 522 and encodes 173 amino acids. The transcript has 2 exons. Lineage: Eukaryota; Metazoa; Placozoa; Uniplacotomia; Trichoplacea; Trichoplacidae.
AUGACGAUACAACAAAUUAGACAAUUAGCUCAAAAAUACGAAUUAAGAGAUAUGUUAACGUAUUUACACGAUUUGGGUGAAAUUGUAUUCUGUGACAAAGUAGGUGAUGAAGGAAUUAUUGUAACAGACAUUAAUUGGUUAUUAUGUAUAUUUCGCGCAAUUAUUCAGUUACAUGAUUGUCAAUCUGGAAGUUUAGAAAGACAAGGGAAAUAUGAGCAAGUUCGUCAAACUGGAAGAAUAUCGAUAGACUAUACUGAUUAUGUUCUUAACUGUAAAGAAAUUCAUUUAGAUAUUGAUACUAAGAAGACUGAAAAAUACAGUUUACACGAAAGUGAUGAAGAAUUAAGAGAUAUGCUAACGUAUUCACACGAUUUAGGCGAAAUUCUAUUUUGUGAUAAAGUAGGCGAUGGAGGAAUUAUUGUAACAGACGUCGAUUGGUUAUUACGUAUACUUCGAGAUAUCGUUCACUUACAUGAUUGUCCAUUCGGAACUAUUAUGGAAAGACAAUAUAAAUAUGAAUAA